Molecule: messenger RNA, 1911 nt
Organism: Ictidomys tridecemlineatus (thirteen-lined ground squirrel)
Lineage: Eukaryota; Metazoa; Chordata; Mammalia; Rodentia; Sciuridae
Source: RefSeq, a predicted model, not a curated record
GACGCUUGGAUCAGGCAGGAGGGAUUUCAGGGGCCUCCUGAAAGAGCCAGGAGAGGAAUUCUCGCUCCUGGGAGCCCAAGUCCGCCCCCACACCCUGCUGUCUGGGAGCUCCGCACACCUUGGAUGGGGGAGGCGGCGCUCCUAGCCUAGCACCCCAGGAGGCGCGCUCCGAGGGUAGCAGCUACCGCUCCGCCUCUGCUUCGGCGCAGAACAAACGGUUAAAGAUUUUGGGCUGCGCCUCGCGGGGGGAGGAGCCAGGGGCCCAAUCCGCAAUUAAAGAUGAACUUUGAGUGAACUAAUUUGUGUCUAACCAAGCGGAGGAAGUUUCUGCAGAUGAAGCGCAGGAAAUACGGCUUCAUUUACAAGACACAUCUAUUUGGGCGGCCCACGGUUCGGGUGAUGGGCGCGGACAACGUGCGGCGCAUCUUGCUUGGAGAGCAUCGGCUGGUGUCGGUCCACUGGCCCGCGUCUGUGCGUACCAUCUUGGGCUCUGGCUGUCUCUCCAACCUGCACGAUUCCUCGCACAAGCAGCGCAAGAAGGUGAUUAUGCAGGCUUUCAGCCGCGAGGCACUCCAGUGCUACGUGCCAGUGAUCAUUGAAGAAGUGGGCAGUUGCCUGGAACGAUGGCUGAGCUGCGGCGAGCGCGGCCUUCUGGUCUACCCCGAGGUGAAGCGCCUCAUGUUCCGCAUCGCCAUGCGCAUCCUGCUGGGCUGUGAGCCCCCGCGGGCUGGCAGCGGAGAGGCAGAGCAGCAGCUAAUCGAAGCCUUUGAGGAGAUGACCCGCAAUCUCUUCUCGCUACCCAUCGACGUGCCUUUCAGCGGGUUGUACCGGGGCAUGAAGGCGCGGAACCUCAUUCACGCGCGCAUCGAGGAGAACAUUAGAGCCAAGAUCUGCCGGCUGCGGGCUGGGGAAGCAGACAGGAGCUGUAAAGACGCGCUGCAGCUGUUGAUUGAGCACUCCUGGGAAAGGGGAGAGCGGCUGGACAUGCAGGCACUAAAGCAAUCUUCAACUGAACUACUCUUUGGAGGACAUGAAACCACGGCCAGUGCAGCUACAUCUCUGAUCACUUACCUGGGACUGUAUCCUCAUGUUCUCCAGAAAGUUAGAGAGGAGCUGAAGAGUAAGGGCUUACUUUGCAAGAGCAAUCAAGACAACAAGUUGGACAUGGAAAUUCUGGAACAACUUAAGUAUAUAGGGUGUGUUAUUAAGGAGACCCUCCGACUGAAUCCCCCAGUUCCAGGAGGAUUUCGAGUUGCUCUGAAGACUUUUGAAUUAAAUGGAUACCAGAUUCCCAAGGGCUGGAAUGUUAUCUACAGUAUCUGUGAUACUCAUGAUGUGGCUGAUAUCUUCACUAACAAGGAGGAAUUUAAUCCUGACCGCUUUAUGCCGCCUCACCCAGAGGAUGCAUCUAGGUUCAGCUUCAUUCCAUUUGGAGGAGGCCUUAGGAGCUGUGUAGGCAAAGAAUUUGCAAAAAUUCUUCUCAAAAUAUUUACAGUGGAGCUGGCCAGGCAUUGUGACUGGCGGCUUCUAAAUGGACCUCCUACAAUGAAAACCAGUCCCACUGUAUAUCCUGUGGAUAAUCUCCCUGCAAGAUUCACUCAUUUCCAGGGAGAAGUCUGAUGGGCAUGAAUGCUCAAAACUUGGACUUAUUUGAAGUGUACAUAUGAGUUUUUAUAUACUGUUGUGUUGACUUAUUAUAUUUAAUUUCUAAAUGAUAUUAUAAUAUUUAUGUGUCUCUACUAUAGCACCAUGGUCUUUAAAUAUUAAAAUAAUGAAUUUGUAUAACUUCCAAAUGAAAUAAAAUUUGAAAAUAUUUUUCUUGCAUUGAACGAAAUGGAAAAAUCCACUGGUUUAAUGUUUGGACUUAACGUUUGUGACCAGAUUUCUAAAUGUUUACCUGGGUUGAUCUGU